Molecule: messenger RNA, 2003 nt
Organism: Pocillopora verrucosa
Lineage: Eukaryota; Metazoa; Cnidaria; Anthozoa; Scleractinia; Pocilloporidae
Source: RefSeq, a predicted model, not a curated record
UUGAACGAGCUCUCUGGCAUUUUCCUCUAAAAUACGGUCACGAAGAAUUUCCUACUCUUGUUGUAUACAACACUCUGUAGAGUCAGGCGUAAUCCAACUUUUGUUCAAGAUUAUAGCCUCAGGGAUCAAUGAAGCUCGGUUUAGAGUCAACAAUUUAUUUUCUAGCCCUCCUGGCAUAUGUUCUUCAAGUCGCUCUUGCUAUUCAUUGCUUCAAGUGCACAUCCCCAACGUCAUGGUCGCACUGCGAUCUUCUUGUGAACCAAGAAGCCAAUCGAGACUGCCCAGCGGAAAAGACCCGAUGUAUAGCUGUGAUGGAAAGGAAAAAUCCAAGAGAACGGGUGGAAUACAGGAAAGACUGUGCUAACCGUCUUGAAAAUCCGUGUCAUGAAAAACGUGUAGAGGAUUGUAGGUCCACCUUAUGUGAUGGUGACCUGUGUAACUUUGCUCUCACCCCAUCAGCCACCCUCAUAGCUUCUGGCUUCCGCUGCUUCCGUUGUAUAAGCAAAAAAUCUUGGGACGACUGCGUUGAAAAAGCUGAAGAGAUCAUCUGCGACACAGGCUACAGAAAGUGCUACAAACUGGAGUUUAAGAGGGAUGACGGCGUCAUUGAAUACAUAAAAGACUGCACUGUUCCUCUGGCCUGUGGAAACUCGUCAAUCAAUAUGCCUCAAGCCGAACGUCGCAACAUUAAGUGCUGUGGCCAACAUCUUUGCAACGAGGCGAGUAUCAAAAGCUCCCCUGUGGUAAUAUUUGGUCCUCUUCUCCUUGUCAUUGUGGUAUUCCUUUUUGAUGCCCAAAACAAUUUGUGAGUAAUCAGCAUCCCCUUAAACUUUUAACUCCCAGAAGUGAUUUAUUUGUAACCUCUCCCUAUUAUAUCCCUACAUUAUCCAGCCAACAGGUAAUGAGAAUACUCAGACUUAUCAGAAAGUAGUUGUUACCUUGAUCUAACACCAAACUCUCAGAACCUAUUUACAGUUGCACGUAGAAGGAAUAGAAACGCAGGUGUCAUAAUAUGUAAUUAACUAGGCAGGAAGGGAUAGAUAGUUUCCUUCCACAAUAUUGUACCUUUUGACAAUAAAAACGAACGGUAAAACAUGACGUUUCGACCAAACUUCGGUCAUUUUCAAGGGAAUAGUAAGAAUGUCACGAUGAAUAUAUAUAGAUAUAUAUGCGUGUAAGAAAUUUAAAAUUUUUGGAAGUGUAGACGGAAAAUAUAAGAACAUACUUCUUCUCUUUGUAUGUUCUUAUUGCUUAGGGUUAGUUUUUAUACUUAUAAAUCGCUAUUGAUAAAUAUUGUACCUCUCUCUCAUAUUUUUGGCUAUGAAGUCUUUGUCAAAUGUUAAUUCUCAGUGUAAAGUUUGCAGUUUUGCACUCCUCUGGUGCUGAUGAAUCAAAACAGCUUCGAGAUUGUAAAGACGCUGCUGUAAGCUAAUGUUUGAGUAGCCCUCUUGUAGAGACCUUAAAAGUUUAGCACCGCUCAAGGUGUCAGCUUCCCAAGAUUCCUUUCGGUAGUUGCCCUGGCUUCCUCAGUGAUCCUGACUGAGUGUUUCUCUUGUUCGUCUACACUUUCUCUAAAAAGCUAGUAUCAGAGUCGAAACAAAUGUCAGCGUCACAGAAGCUGUAAUGAAUCAAUAUCAUUGCAUUCUCUCAGGUGUGGAGUUCGUUCCUUGAUUGGUUAUUUAUAAAAAAGUAAUCAAGUUUUAUUAUCAAUUGUUUAUAUUCGAAUUAGUUUAAAUAACAACAGUGUGUUACACGACAAUCACCUUAUCUUUAGGGCGUAAGGAACCUCGGUUUAUGUUUUUUUAAGGAAGUUAAUCGGCAGUAAGUUAUUCAUGGAGCUCCUUAAACUAAACUGUAACUUGUAAAAGCAAAAAAAAUAAAAGUUGCUAAAGGCCCAUGUCUGAAAUCUGCACGUCUAUGACGCGUUUCAGGUAGUGCAAUUAAUUUCUCGUUAGGGCAUGGGUAUUAAAAUCUGGAUCAACGGAUUCAACAGCUGACAGCUC